UGAAUAAAAAGCGUGUUUGAAGGGAGUGCAAGAAAUGGUAAAGUCGCUAGCGCCGAACAACGCCAUCAGUAAUAAAAUAAGCGGAGAAAUAAAUACGAUAAUAUUAUAAAAAAUAAAUAAAUAUACGACGUUAUAUAUGUAUUUGUGUGAAUAAGUAUAAGAUAGAUAAUGUAAGCCUACGCACAUACGGACAGACAUACAUCAUAGAUACAGAAAGUAUCUCUAUCCGUAGAGAGAGAAAAUCAGAAUCCUCCAUUGUUUUUUCAUUUAUUAUUAUUUUUUGUACUAAUCGAUGAUGAUGAUGUAUAUAUGCACACUCUUGAAAAAUGGUUGAAUCUGAAUCCGACGUACAGCUGCUGCUCCGAUCUUCUUCCAAUUCCCAGACCUAAAUCGGGCGGUGUUUUGAUUCUUUCGAUGAAGUGAAAAUAAUUUGGGGAGGAGGAGGAAGGGAGGCGUGGAAGAAUCACUUGUUUUUUUCUUUGUAUUCUGAUUGUGUUUCCUUUGCUGUUGAUUUGUUUCUAUUGGCGACAAUAAUGAACGGAGAGGACGGUGGAGAGUCGUCGUCAGCUGCGGCUGGUGCCCCUGCGCCGCUCGAGUGGAGAUUCUCGCAGGUUUUCGGUGAGCGGACGGCCGGAGAGGAAGUGCAGGAAGUUGAUAUAAUCUCUGCGAUUGAGUUUGACAAAACUGGCGAUCACCUAGCAACUGGCGACCGUGGUGGAAGGGUGGUGUUGUUUGAGAGGACUGAUACAAAGGAGCAUGGUAGAAACAGGAGGGAACUAGAGAGGAUGGACUAUCCGGUUAUUCGCCAUCCAGAAUUUCGUUACAAGACUGAAUUUCAGAGCCAUGAGCCUGAGUUUGAUUAUCUCAAGAGUUUGGAGAUCGAGGAGAAAAUCAACAAGAUUCGAUGGUGCCAGCCAGCUAAUGGUGCACUAUUUCUUCUGUCUACUAAUGAUAAAACCAUUAAAUUUUGGAAGGUUCAAGAGAAGAAAAUCAAGAAAGUCGCUGAUAUGAAUGCAGAUUCAUUUAAGUCUACUGGAAAUGGAAAUAUUGCCAGUAGUAGCGUUUCAUCCAGUCCUAAGCCAUUUCUUGCCAAUGGUAGUUAUCCAGAAAGAUCCUACAACAGUUUGAGCAACGACAUAUCUUUUCCACCUGGAGGCAUCCCAUCGUUGCGUUUACCAGUGGUCACAAGCAGUGAGACUAGCCUUCUUGCAAGAUGUAGGAGAGUAUAUGCUCAUGCUCAUGAUUACCAUAUUAACUCCAUCUCAAAUAACAGUGAUGGGGAAACAUUUAUAUCAGCUGAUGAUCUACGAAUAAAUCUUUGGAACUUGGAAAUAAGCAAUCAAAGUUUCAAUAUCGUUGAUGUAAAGCCAACAAAUAUGGAGGAUCUUACUGAGGUUAUAACAUCAGCAGAGUUUCAUCCCAGUCACUGCAACAUGUUAGGGUAUAGUAGUUCAAAAGGUUCAAUUCGUCUUAUUGAUUUGCGGCAAUCUGCACUGUGUGAUUCACAUUCAAAACUAUUUGAGGAACAAGAGGCACCUGGCUCAAGAUCCUUUUUCACUGAGAUAAUUGCUUCGAUUUCAGAUAUUAAGUUUUCAAAGGACGGCAGAUAUAUACUGAGUCGUGAUUACAUGACUCUUAAGUUAUGGGAUAUCAAUAUGGAUUCUCGGCCAGUGUCGACCUUCCAGGUUCACGAGUAUUUGAGACCAAAGCUGUGUGACCUGUAUGAAAAUGACUCCAUUUUCGACAAAUUCGAGUGCUGCUUAAGUGGCGACGGCCAGCGAGUCGCUACAGGUUCUUAUAGCAAUUUGUUCCGCGUGUUUGGUUGCUCUCCCGGAAGCACUGAAGCCACAACAUUGGAAGCAAGCAAAAAUCCAAUGAGGAGGCAAGUCCAAACCCCGUCAAGGCCAUCAAGAUCACUUAGCACCAGCAUCUCUCGCGUCGUCCGAAGAGGUGCUGAUAAUCCCGGAGUUGAAGCCAACGGGAACUCAUUCGACUUCACUACAAAGCUCCUCCACCUCGCCUGGCACCCGUCUGAAAACUCCAUCGCUUGCGCUGCUGCAAACAGCUUGUACAUGUACUAUGCAUAAAAUCAACAAGCAUCCCCGCAUAGAACUCACCGGAGACCCAAUCAAUGCGGCAUUGUACCUGAGACCAGAUCAGACGGCGGCGGCGGCAGCCGCCCAUCACCACCAGCACCAGCACCAGCACCACCACCGUUGUUAUUUGUUUUUAGAAUUUUUAACGGGCUUGGGUAGAAGUGAGGAAGGUAUGUGAUGGUAACUGAAGAUGUCUUAUAUAUUGCCCUUAGUGUUCUUUUUUAUUUUUAUAUUUUUUUGGUUAAGGUAAAAUGGAGUUCUUAGCUAUCAUAUCUACUGUGAGAUAAAAAGUUUCAGGGCUGGUAUUAACUUCCAUGCCCUCUUUGUAGGACCAGAGAGGAUAUGAUGAUGAUAAAUGAUGAUGAUGAUUUUGGUC
Andrographis paniculata is the source of this 2472-nucleotide messenger RNA. Its product is annotated as serine/threonine protein phosphatase 2A 55 kDa regulatory subunit B beta isoform-like. Gene Ontology annotation, biological process: peptidyl-serine dephosphorylation. The transcript is spliced from 15 exons. Gene Ontology annotation, molecular function: protein phosphatase regulator activity; protein binding. Gene Ontology annotation, cellular component: cytosol; protein phosphatase type 2A complex. NCBI's taxonomy places the organism in Eukaryota, Viridiplantae, Streptophyta, Magnoliopsida, Lamiales, Acanthaceae. The coding region runs from base 534 to 2087 and encodes 517 amino acids. The record is from RefSeq and is a predicted model, not a curated record.